GAACGUCAAAUCCUAUGGGUUGAUUGCUUUGGACGAAAACGUCCUGUUAUUAUUCGAAAACAUUUCCAAAAUUGUUGAUUCAGUGUCAGUGACGUUAACUGAAUUGUGUGUUUGUGUCGAGUACUGUGAAUUUCCAUUAAAACAGCACCUACACAUUGGAUGUUCAAACAUUAAGACCUUCGUCGACGUUUUUUAAAUGAACAAUGUGAGUUCCGUGGCAUGUGUGCCGCAAAGGCGGGGCUGGUGUGCGGCGCGCUGGCGGCGCUCGCGCUCCUGCUGCUGGUGCUGGCCGCGCGCUGCCGCCGCCGCCGCAAGGGCGCGCAACUCACCGCGCCGCACCAGGUGCAUGUAGUCCGGUUCUCGUCGCCGACGCCGCCUCGUGCUCGCUUACCGCCGCCCCCCUGGCGCAUCCCCGCCCCGCCUGCAGCACACUCCGCACCUCCCAUCUCUACAACCCUUCCUGCUAAAGCCACUCUUAUCGGUGCUCCAGCCGACCCAGACCGCGAAGCUGAUCCUCCUCAAAUACUAAUUGUCCAAAACACAGUGCCACAAAGUGGUCCAUCUACUUCAGAACCUGGUCUUUCUGAGUUUCGAGGAAUACCAAAGCUUCCGCUACCUGAGCAGUGGUUGCCUCGACGACCACUAGACUGCAAAUAUUCAGCAACUAUACCGCGACCAUUAGCACAAAUUGUAGAUUCAGAACUAGGUGCGGAUCUUUCUAGAGAAACACGUGCAAAAAAAUUUAGCGCGACUAGAUCGCCUUCUUUAGAAAAAGACGACAAAUCUCCGUUUUUAGGUAGCGCCAAAUCUGAUAAGUCUGAAGUGUUUGGAUUUGAUCCAGAAGCUGUUAAGAAAGUUGCAAGUGAGAAUUUGAAUACGGAAAGUGAAUCUGAAGAAGCAAUGACGUCACCCAAAGAAAGCGAGAGAGGUCAAGAAUCGCCAAGUAACCUUAGAAGAUUUCGGUCAGUCAGUACUAGGCUGAAUAUGUGCAGUGUGUCAGAGAGUCCACAUUUAGAAGGCCACCAAGAGAGACUAGAAAUGCAAAAUUCGCCAAGAAUACUCGAAUGCAGUUCUGCAAAAGAAAAACCUACCGGAUCUAAAUUUGAUUUCUCACCUAAAAUUUUAGCCGACUGUUUGAGUUCUCCACGGUUUUUUACGCCACCAGAAACAGUUUCGCCCGCGUUUUUUGCCGAACCUUCUCCUAAAUCUGUAUAUUAUGAUAGUGUAAGGUCACCAAAAUUUUUUCCAGAAACACCCCGAGAGUAUUCCGAUGGGCCACAGUCACCAAGAGCGCUGGCUAAUAAUUUAAAUAGAAGUAAUGGAUUAACAGAGAAACCUAGUUCUCCAAGAGUUCUUAGCGCAAGACCGAGCCCUAAAAUUCAUAGCUAUAACAAGGAAAAUUACUUUACAUUUGAUCAAGUUAACAUGGAAGAAGGAGCCACAAGAAUGUCGCCCCGACCAAAAAAGUAUGGCGGUAGAAAUUCAAUAGAGAGGGAAAGGUUUACACCACCUGCUGACAAAGAAGCCAAAAAAUAUAGAAGACACAAUAGUUGUGACACGAAUUAUAAAAAUAUAGAAUUAAAUAUUACUAAAUAUGACGAUAACAAAGAAACUGAAAUUAAAAACGAAAUUAUAGAAACAGACGUAGUUGAUUGCUGUGCCAAAGUAGAUUCUUUGCAUGUCGACGAAAAGGCAGACGAAAAAUACGAAUUAACGCCAACACAUUCAAAUACAGCUCAAGCUAGACGACAAAGACUCAAAUCGAUAUCAUUAGAUUCAGAUAACGCUAAAAUUAUAGAACAGAACUUAGGUCUACCCAUAGCGAAGCAGAUGAAAGAACAAAUGAAUGAAGCUUAUAAGAAUCAAGAUGUGAGUACCUCUUGUGAAAGUAUGGAGAGGCAUCCCAAAUCGCCUAUGACUGAAAGACCAGUUUUUAAAUUUGAAGAUGAAAGAAAGGAUAAAUCACCCGAAGAAGUAGAGGAAGAAGACAUUAAAUCACCAGAUCUCAUACAAAAGAAAUGUCUAAGGCAGAGUUCUGACACACAGUCUUUUUUGGAUAUGCCCAGAUUUUCUCCUAAGGAAUUCGAAAUCACUGUCACGACCGAAGAAGGAACAACGAUAUCAGCAGAGGCUCAAACGAAACGAAAAGGAAAGAAUUUACGAAACCUUACCAUCGAUUUAACGAAACGAGACAGCGACUUGGAGAAAGAAUUGUUAGAGUUUGAAAAGUUGUAUACAGACGCUGAAGAAAAGAAAGUAAAAACACCCACUUUGAAAGUCAAAGCAACAUCAUUAGAUUCUUCUGAGACUGUAAAUUUAUCAUUACCACAAAAGAAGACCUUGGAAGUACCCCAAAAUUCUGUGUCAGUUCCUAAUACACCAAAACGUCAGUUGAAACGCAUUUUGGCACAAAAAAGUGUAAACUCCAAUUUUGUUGGAGCCAAAAUUGGAUAUAAUUCAAUAUUGUCCGGAGCUGAACAACGUCGUUUGUUUAUGAAAGGACAGGACAGUGGUAUUUUUCUUAGAGAAAACCACGCGAAUCUCAUGCUCUAUCAACCAGGCACUUCUCGUAUGGGAUCCCGUACCAUGGGAUCUUUUGACGAGAAUAUGACCGAUUUCGUCGAAAAGCCAGAAAUAAACAUAUCAGGUGCCGACAGCCGAUACCACAUGGAAUCGGGACAAACUUUAGGGUCAAAUUUGUUAAAUUAUAAACAGAACUUAAGUGUGUCUAGUACUAAUCUUAAAACAUUGCCGGAAGGGGUGCCCUCCGACGAUUUUGAACCCAGUGCAGAAGACGAGAAGCUUGUCAAAAAACUACACAGGAGAAAUUCAAAUCAAAGUUUAAUGCUCAGUACACAUAGUCUACAAAGCUCAAAUUGUUCUUUAAGCAGUGCAGGAGCAUCUACCCAUAAUUUGGCGACAGUCAGAACAAGCAUAUCUAAUUUUAGCCUCAACGACUGUCGCCAUAAAAAAUUGUCAUUGGAAAGAAGAGAUUCUAAUACAUCUUUAAUAAAUACUGAACAUUUAACUCCAUCAACAAGAUAUAUGUUGUGCUCUUCAAACACUAGUUUAUCUGGGGAUGUAUCAAAGAACUGCUUAUUACAACGACGGGGCUCAAAUAACAGCCUUACAUUAAAUAUACAUUCUUCAAACCUUAGUAGACAUUCUAGUAAUAGUUCUUUAAAUAAAGAUGCUAAACCGGGAAUGAAAAAAGGUCUUCUGGAACGUAGAAGUUCAAACACUUCACUCACUUUAAAUAUUAACACUUCGAAUCCCCAACUGUCUGUAAAUAGAGGACUGAGCAUCUCAAAUUACAAUCUGAAUGGGUCUACGUGCAAUCUUAGUCGCUUUAGUAGUAAUCAUAGUAUAGAUAACACUACAGGAGAACAUAGAAAAGGUAUUCUAGAGAGGCGAAGUUCGAACACUUCACUUACUUUAAACAUACAACCCCAGGAGCCAAGAGACUUGGACAUAGACGAGAAUUUAAUCAAAGAUAAUUUAAAAGAUCUGCCACAUAGAGAUAAACAUAGAAAGUCGUUGAGUACUGAAAAUUUAAUACCUAAAUCUUAUAGAAAUAGAAGAAUAUGUUCCACAGACAAAUCAAUUGGGUUUGGGUCUCAUGAUAAUCUUUGGUCUGCUUCUUACUCAGAGCAAGAUUAUCCUCAAAAUUUAACUUAUGUUUGUGGUGACCAAGAAAAUGAGAUAAUUUACGCAUUUGGGCGUCAAGAUGAAACGACAUACCAACCAGGUUUCGUUCGAAAUAUCACUACCAAGCCUCUAAGUCCUCAAAGUACAUCAGAAGACUUUAGAUUAUACUUAGCAAAUAUGCAACAUCUUCAAAAUGCAUCAAGUGUAUUGUCUAGACAGCAGUUACGAGACUUGAAUGAUGUAUUCCAAAAUGGGUACUCCAAAGUAAAAUGCCAUAGUUCUACAGAAGGCCAGCAUUGUUGUUCAGGUCGAGUUGAGGAUAUAACAAAGGACAAUCCGCAAAUGGUUAUCCCAGAACCAGUGACCACUCAACCAUGCUCUGAAUAUCAGAAAAGUCUAUUGAGGAAUCUUCAUCAGGAGUUUUGGGAUAUGCCAACCAACUUCCAAGAAAAGCCGAUAGUGUCUGGGUCCCAUCCAAAGAAUAGAUAUAAGACUAUUUUACCAAAUGAGCAUUCAAGAUUCAUAUUAAAGGAUGAAGUCAGCGAGGGUUACAUCAAUGCCAAUUUUAUUAAGGGGCAUGAAUAUUCCAAGAACAGCUAUAUAGCGACGCAAGGACCAUUGCAGAACACUAUCUUCGAUUUCUGGCUCAUGGUCUACCAAAACUCUACAUCUUUCAACCCUGAGCCCCCUGACCCUGGUCCAUCUGCAGCAUUGGGUGUACAAAAAAUUGUCAUGCUUACGAACUUUAUCGAAAACAGUAGACAAAAAUGCGAAAAGUACUUCCCAUUAGAAUUAAAUGAAGAAAGCACGUUUGAAUGUCCUGAGGAAACUGAAGAAGACGAAGAAUUAAGCAGUUUCACCAUUAAAAACUGUGGUAUGGUUAAGAAAUCUGGAUAUACCAUUCGAAAAUUGGAUGUUAAAUACCACAAAAUAAAGCCCUAUGACAGUGUAAUAGUAUAUCACUACUGGUUUCACAAUUGGGCUGAUCACAAAUGCCCUAAAGAUGUUAAUGCCCUCCUCAACUUAAGUUUGGAUGUGUUGAAGGACUCAAACUAUGACUUCAACGAAACAAAUAUACAAAGUGAAGACGUGUGUAAGUGUAAUGAUAGCCCGAAACCAGAUUCAAAGUUUGUGUUUCCACCGUUAGAGAACCAAGUUGUGCCAUGUGAAGUGACAGUGACAGUGACGACACCGUUAGACUUCUCCGCUGAACACCACUCGCCACCGACUAUUGUGCACUGCUCAGCCGGUAUAGGUCGUACUGGCUGCCUCAUUGCCAUACUCAAUGGUAUAAAGCAAUUAACAAAUGAACAUAAAGUCGAUGUACUCGGCAUUGUGUGUAACAUGCGACUGAAUCGUGGAGGCAUGGUGCAAAAUUCGGAACAAUAUGAGCUCAUACACAAAGUUUUGUGUCUUUUUGAGCAGGCUUGCCUGCCUAAUUUAUAGCUAGGUUAAAUUGAGACUGCAGUGUCGACUGUACAUAAGAUUUUUAAUUCAUAUAUAUGUAGGAUAAUUUUAAAUCAAAAUAUAUAAACACACAGAACAGAAAAAAACAGCAGAAGAGUUUACUACUAUUUAUUGUAAUUUAUGUACCAGGAUUAUUAAAAGUAUAUUGCGUAGAUCUUUUAUUACUUCUUUUAAUAUUCUUUACAUUUCUUAUAUUCCUCAAUAAACUAGAUAAAAGGUGCAAUGAAUAUAAGGCUAUACUUUUAGAUUUAUUAGUUAUUCCAGUGAUUCAUUACUGGGCUGUCUUUGGCUUCUAAAACAAAGAUUAAUUUAUAUUCCAUUUCAGGUAAAUAGUACCCACUAUACAGUUUAUAAUGUAUAGUACAGACUAUACAGUUGACGUUUCAAUAUAUACUGCAUAACAAGGUCAACGAGAUGACCCAUACUACUUCUAGUUAUUUUUGUUCUGUGUACUUACAUAAUCGAGUUCAAAUUGUGCUUAUUCCUUUAAUAGUUUAAUAUUAUAAAGUUUAUAGUAUUAUAGCCUAAAUUUGGACAUAUUGUGUGGAUAAAUCAAUAUUUAUACUUACCUCUCAUUUUAUUAUUGCCAAUAUUAACCUAUUUUAUACUAGACAAAUAUAUUGAUAGAAAUGUUAUCAUUUCUAUUGUAAUAAUGGUGUUAGUAAUAUUUUACGUGAUAUAACUUGACCAUCAUUAAUUAUGUGCUAACUAAGUGAUUCUUGCCAAGAAUCGCAAUGUCCUGCUAUGUGUCAUUUGUAUUUUUUUUAAUUAUCAUUUUGCAUAUUAGAGAUUAUUUCAAAUGUGGUCUGUGUGUAGAAUACGGAAAUUUUACUUAACAAGUUUAAUAUUGUUGUUACACAAACUCUGCAAACCUUAUAUCAUAAUUACCACAAAGAUCUAGCAAGACCAUUAUUUUAUAUAAAUGUUCCUGUUUAAAAUAAUAACUAAGUAUAUUAUUUUUCUUAAUGGUUUCAAUAGAAAAAAAUAUAUUUAUCUGUCGUCUACAUAUACAAUGAAUUCAUGUGGCCGUGAAAUGUACUGAAACCAAAAUAGAAUGAAAUUCUUAUAUAUUUUAAUUGAUAGAUAGCAAAUUAAUAGAGAAGUGAAAAAUCAUAAUAAAAUUGAAUAAUUUAUAAUACUGGAAAAUAUAUAAAACUAGUGUACUGAUAUGUCGGUCUUCAUACCGCAAGUUUUCUUCACUAGUUUUACAAAUCCUGACUUCAAGUCUAUUGAAAUAAAACGAGUAAAAGCUUUAAGGUAAUUUGUGUUAGUUAUAAUGUUUACUUUAUUUUGCCCAUCUUUACUGUAUUAAUUUUAAUAUAAAAAUAGUAUAACCUAAAACGUAAUAAUUGUUUCAUGAAGGUUUAUCCAUAAUGGAUUAUAGUAGUUGAAAAUAAUAGUAAUAUUGCAUCAAAGUAUAAUAUUGAUUUAAUCUGAGUUAUCACCUCUUCAUUUGUUUUUAUUUUGUCGUAGAAUAUUACGUCACACCUAACGCGUUAAAUUGGCGGUAUUUAAAUUGGUCAUUUGAAUUCGCUAUUUCAGAAAAUAUUGUAAAUGACUCUUUUAUGGUGUAAAGUAAUGUAAACUAUCGAAUAAAAAAGUACCUGCAUACAUUAAUGAGGUAACUUUUUAUUAUAAUUUGUGUACAUGUCUCAUAUGGAAUAAAUGUGUGCUGUACACAUAUAUUUAUAUGUUACAAUGUCAGUUCAAAGACUUGUUGAAUUGUCCUCAAACGAUCACUGCAAAUAUAACAAAUUAUUAUUUGUAGUAUGCAAUACACACAAAACGACUGUAGAUACAUUUUUAAAGUACCUUUACUGUGUAUUGGAUAUAGUGCAAUAGGCGUUUUGCCAACAUAUGAUUCUUAUGUGUCUCAAGGCUAU
Molecule: messenger RNA, 6998 nt
Organism: Achroia grisella
Lineage: Eukaryota; Metazoa; Arthropoda; Insecta; Lepidoptera; Pyralidae
Gene: PTP-ER
Exons: 4
Coding region: 220-5094 (1624 amino acids)
Biological process (GO): protein dephosphorylation
Molecular function (GO): protein tyrosine phosphatase activity
Source: RefSeq, a predicted model, not a curated record